AUGUGCCUCUCUUUUUUCUUUAUAGAACAAGCCGAGGAGGUUAUCGAUGACAUUAAAGGGAACGAGGGCAAUGGAAAAAAGCGACAAGCAUACCGUGAUAUUACCUUAAAACUACGGUCAAAUGGAGUUGGAACUGCUGCGCACGAGAUUGGCCACGCUUUGGGCUUCUUCCGUACGCAGUCAAGAAACGAACGAGACAGUUUCGUCACGCUUUAUACACAAAACUUCAUGGAGCGGAAUGCGAUGGAUACAAAGAAACUUCUCGAGCAAAUGCACGAAAUGGAGGAUGAAAUAAAUGAUGAGCUCAGUUUAACUGAAGAGCGGAAUGCUGAGUUAUCGAAUGAGAUGAAGAAUUAUGUCGAAGUCAAGAAGGACCACAUUAAAGCAGCGGGUGAUACAAUCGAAGAAAUCAACCAGAAAUCCAAUGUCGACACUGCGCUGUUUCAAGGAGACAUGCUCCUCACUAAAGAACAAGCCGAGGAGGUUAUUGAUGAUAUUAAAGGGAACGAGGGCAAUCGCAAUAAGCGACAAGCAUACCGUGACGGAUACUAUCCUAGAACGCUGUGGUCAAAUGGAGUGUAUUACUCCUUCCAUCGAACCACAAGCAGAGAAGCAAGAAGUGUAUUCAAGAAAGCUGCGGCGGCCUGGCAGAGCGAAACUUGCAUUAAUUUCUCGGAAAGCAACACAGGUCUGAUAAUGACAGAAAUCGUUAAAACGUUAGAAUUCAAGGAUUACAUAAUGAAGAAAUUUCAAGCAUCGAGUAGAAUAGUCCUUAUCAAAGCAAAUGGCUGCUGGUCCAUGGAUGGCUGGUUGUCUCAAUUCACAAAACAAAGCCAAAGGUCUAACUACAACUAUAACCUAACCUACGAUUACGGAAGUGUUAUGCAUUACGGUGCAACGAGUGUCUCGAAGAAUAACAAGCCGAUUAUGGUGCCACGCGAUGUUAAAUAUACGCAAACCCUUGGAUCACCAAUAAUUUCAUUCUAUGAGAAACUUAUGAUGAACAUGCACUAUAAAUGCCUAGAUAAAUGCAAUGCACCGUCCUCAGCUACUUGUAAAAACGGUGGGUUCCCCCACCCAAGGACCUGCACUAGAUGCAUCUGUCCUAGCGGCUAUGGUGGAAAUCUUUGCGAUAGCAGAGUAAAAAAUUCUCACUUAAACCACUCCUCUCUUGGAGUUCAUGCAAAUGCACCAGCUGGAUCCAAAAUUGAAGUUGUGCUCGAAAACUAUACGAGGGGCUUUGCUAUCGACGGUUGCACAUAUGCAGGAGUGGAGAUUAAAACAGGAAGCGAUAAGCGUCAUACUGGUUACAGGCAAGCGUCAAACUCUCAGAAAGUUAACUCCUUUAAGUCGCUUUUAUGUAUCGAAAUGUUCAGGUUCUGCGCUUUGGAAAAUGUCGGGACAUCUUUGGUUUCUACUCACAACAUCGUGCCUGUGAUUACUUACAGCAGAUCCCGUGCUGCGACAACCGUUUUACGUUAUCGAAUUAGUAACGUUAUAUGA
This is a messenger RNA of Angiostrongylus costaricensis, 1503 nucleotides long. NCBI's taxonomy places the organism in Eukaryota, Metazoa, Nematoda, Chromadorea, Rhabditida, Metastrongylidae. The record is from the annotation of a GenBank genome assembly.